This is a messenger RNA of Closterium sp. Naga37s-1, 1926 nucleotides long. The record is from the annotation of a GenBank genome assembly. NCBI's taxonomy places the organism in Eukaryota, Viridiplantae, Streptophyta, Zygnematophyceae, Desmidiales, Closteriaceae.
AUGUCACGAAAAGAGAGCAGAAGCACGAGCAACGCGAACAGCAGCAGCAGCAGCAGCAGCAGCGAUGGCCAUGGCUUUGGCGGUGAUAGCACGUCUGUCGAUGGUGCCACGGCGGGUAACAGCAGCGCCGAAUGCGCCGGCACUACUAGCGCAGAACCGACACCCAGCAAUGCGGUGGAAACCGGAGGUGGCAGCAGCAGUAGUGGUCUGGUGGGCAGCAAGCGCGGGUCUGCCAAGGCGAGAGGGCGCAAAAUGGAACGGGAACGGGAACCUCUCAAACGGUAUACCGCUCAACCCUCCGCGCACGCUGGUCUACCAAGGCGAGAGGCUGCCCGUCCCGUUCCUAUCGGAGAGGUUCACGCAGCACGCCACGCGGCGCGCGUUGUGCGCUCGCACGGGCUCUCGGCACUCUCUGCGCACGUGCUUCAUUCUCCCUCAGCUGGGGACACCCACACUGGUGGGGCAGAUGGCGCAGCGGGAGGGGAGAAGGUGAAAAGAGAGGCAGUGGGAGAGAGGGAGUGGCGUGCUGCUGUAGCGGACUGCAUGCAGUGGGUGGAGGGUGAUGAGAAGGGGCUUUUCGGCUCGGCAGGCAGCGUCGCCAGUAGCUGCAGCAGCGGUGGCGUUGGUGGGAGUGGCGGCAGGGACGAGGGUGCCGAUGAGUCGUUGAUUGAGAGCGUGCGCAAGCUGCCACCUAAUCGCUUCCCAGCGCUCCUGCCUCGCUAUGUGGCCCUGCGAUCGGCCAUCCAACCAUGGAGCGACCUGUUCUUUCGCCGGCACAGCCGCCGACCCACCGUGAGUGCUUUAACGUCUCGUGGUGCUCGCUCAUCGUAUCAUGAGUUGUUGCUUAUCGUUGGUCGGUCAUCUGAUGAGAUGUGGCUGGCCGUUCUCCUGUCGAAGCGGGAAGAGGUGCAGCAGGAAUGUGCAUGGCGUGUUGCAAGCAGCUACUCUCCUCAUUCCUGUGGAGUUCACAGUGCAGUGCAGGCUGACCAAGGCCACCCUGACAAUGCCGCUCAGCUCGCUAAAGCCCGCGCAGCCUUCACCCUUGACAGCACCUUUGCUGCUCGACCGGAGCGACUAACUCCACAAGCCAGAUGGAGAGCGACCACCACAUCCCGUCUUUCCUCCUCUUCGUCUUCCGCCUCCUCCUCUUCCUCCUCAUCCUCUUUCUCUUCCUCGUCGUUCUCUGGCGCGCAGUAUCCCUCCAAUCCGCCGUCCUCCCCGCCUGUCUCCUUCUACUCCUACUCAUCCUCGGCAGCCUUCCCGGAUUCCCACACUUCCCAGUCCUCCCCGUUGUGGCUACACCCCCCUGCUCCUCCAGCUGCUGCUGGCGCCUCCCCUGCUCCUAGCCCUUCCUUUCUGCCGCCUCCUCCCUCACUUGUCUCGUCCAACGUGGCUGCUUCGUUCGAUGACGUGGACGAGUGGCUGCUUUCUGUGGGGGGAGAUGGCGGUUCAGAGGGGAAUGGGGGAACAGAGCUUCUGAACACGCAACAGUCGUUGCGUUGGCAAGAGCAGCAGCUGCAACAGCAGCAGCAGCAACAGCAGCAGCAACAGCAACAGCAGCAGCAGCAGCAACCGAACUUUGAAGGCAGGAUAUUUGAUGAGGGGAGUGAGGGGGAGGGGGGGAAGGAGGAGGUGGGGGAGGGGGAGGUGGGAGACGAGGAGGGGGGAAGCCCCUCGGCUGCUGAAGAAGUGGAAGCAAGUGGAAUAGAUGUGGGAUGUGAGGAUUUGGGUGGCUUGGGCUUUAAGCAGGGGGCUGGGGUUGAGUGGGGGUUGAGUAGGAUUAUGCGAGAGGUGGAGGAAGGGCAGGGAGGGGCACCGCAGCAAGGGGAGGAGGAUAUUGGUGACAGGUUAGGUAAGAAGGAAGAUAUAGAUUCGUCGGAUUCCUUGAGAGGGGUCCUUCGGCAGGUGGAUGAGGAAGAGAACUGA